CAGCUUUAAUAAAACCCAAUAUUCGAUCGAAGGCCCGCAUCUCGUUUCGGGUUUUCCUGUGUGUUUUAGAGUCUUUGCCCGACCCGACGAGGGUUUUACCUACUUCUCCACUUUCUCUCUCCCAAAAUCUUUCUUGAAUGGCGAACAGCAAUCUACCCCGUCGGAUUAUCAAGGAAACGCAACGUCUCCUCAGCGAACCAGCUCCUGGAAUUAGUGCUUCUCCUUCAGAAGAUAAUAUGCGUUAUUUCAAUGUUAUGAUUCUUGGUCCAACACAGUCACCUUAUGAAGGAGGAGUUUUUAAACUGGAACUAUUUUUGCCUGAAGAAUAUCCAAUGGCUGCCCCAAAGGUCCGCUUCCUCACCAAAAUCUACCAUCCCAACAUUGACAAGCUUGGAAGGAUAUGCCUUGAUAUCCUCAAAGACAAAUGGAGUCCAGCUCUCCAGAUCCGAACGGUGCUGCUGAGUAUCCAAGCACUUCUCAGCGCUCCAAAUCCAGAUGACCCUCUUUCUGAUAAUAUUGCAAAGCAUUGGAAGACGAACGAAGCUGAAGCUGUGGAAACAGCAAAAGAAUGGACCCGCUUAUAUGCAAGUGGGGUGUGAUGGGGCAAUGGCCGGCAGCUGCUGCUUCUGGCAAAUAACGUCUACUAUGUAAGUUUAUGUGUCUUCUCUCUGUUUUCACAUGAAAACGGAAGUAUUGAACGUCUGAAAUUGCCAGGAUUAACCUCUCAAGCUCUUCAGUUAUAUGCCGCUUGUCAUUUUUCUUACUCCAAAGGGCUGCCUUUUGCAUCUGUAUGAUUAGUUACUGCUUGCUGUCCCCCUAAUCUAUUUCUUUCUCCUUUCUGUAGGAAUCUGUGACUCGUUUUACUUCUCCCUGUGUUUGAAAGGCUAUUUAGUUUCAGUAGCGUUUUAGUUUAA
Molecule: messenger RNA, 914 nt
Organism: Magnolia sinica
Lineage: Eukaryota; Viridiplantae; Streptophyta; Magnoliopsida; Magnoliales; Magnoliaceae
Product: ubiquitin-conjugating enzyme E2 36
Exons: 8
Coding region: 138-599 (153 amino acids)
Biological process (GO): DNA damage tolerance; protein K63-linked ubiquitination
Cellular component (GO): nucleus
Molecular function (GO): ubiquitin conjugating enzyme activity
Source: RefSeq, a predicted model, not a curated record